AUGCCGUUCGAGCCUAUGAAUAGCGUUGGGUGUUUGCCGGGCGACGGCCCGGCAGCAUACGCCUCGUCGCAUGUCGCUGCCUGCGCCCUCGCCAACGGGCCCGAACCUGCCGCGGGCGCGCCUCCGCCUGCAAACGUGAUCCCCGGCAUGCCCGCCACACCCACUUGGUCAAUUGCCGCCGUGUGGGGCGAGCCUGAGGAGCUGUCCGCCACCGAAACCCUGCAAGAGGCGCCCGCAGUCGUGCGCGCCGAGACCCUUCCCUCGACCCAGUGGACGCCCGCCCUCCUGGCGCGCCUGACCUCGGGCCUCGUGAAGGACCGCAACCGCUUUGUGUGCCUGCAGCUCGCAACCAUGGCCGCGGAGCAGCUGGCCAAGGUCGACGCCGCGCGCGCCGCCGGCGACGCCGCGGCGCUGCGUGCGGCGCGGAGCGUCUUCUUGUCCACCCUCGAGGCGGGCGGCGAGGUCGUGGGGGGCGCGCUGCACUACCCGCGGCCCGCGAGCAAGAAGCAGGGAGCGGCGGCCGCGGCCGCGGCGGCGGGCAAGGGCGCGGGCGUGGGCGAAGCCAUGGGCGGCGCCGGGGCCGCCGGCGGCGGCAGCAGUGAGGUGUUUCCCCAUGUGUACGUCGAGCUCAUCUGCAUCAACCAGCCCGGCAAGGGCUACGGCUCCCUGCUGCUGCAGCACGUCGAGGCGUUCGCGCUGUCCAACGACCACGCCCUGCUGCGCGCCGCGCUCGACUGCGCCGGCGCCGCGCCCCCAGCCCCGGCUGCGGCCGCCCCCGCCUGCGCGCCAGACUGCUCCGCGUGCCUGCGCGGCAUCAAGCUGCUGUCUGUCGCGUCGGCCCAGAGGUUCUACUCCUCAAACGGCUUCUCAGAGCCGGAUGACUGCAGGGAAAUGUUCAAGGCCCUCGCCAACGUGCGCCGCGGCCUGCGCGUCACGUGA
Monoraphidium neglectum is the source of this 939-nucleotide messenger RNA. RefSeq lists its product as hypothetical. The record is from RefSeq and is a predicted model, not a curated record. The transcript is spliced from 2 exons. Bases 1 to 939 code for a protein of 312 amino acids. Lineage: Eukaryota; Viridiplantae; Chlorophyta; Chlorophyceae; Sphaeropleales; Selenastraceae.